Agrilus planipennis (emerald ash borer) is the source of this 2025-nucleotide messenger RNA. RefSeq names its product cyclic AMP-responsive element-binding protein 1 (gene CrebB). The transcript is spliced from 7 exons. The record is from RefSeq and is a predicted model, not a curated record. The coding region runs from base 176 to 1054 and encodes 292 amino acids. Gene Ontology annotation, biological process: regulation of transcription by RNA polymerase II. Gene Ontology annotation, cellular component: nucleus; transcription regulator complex. NCBI's taxonomy places the organism in Eukaryota, Metazoa, Arthropoda, Insecta, Coleoptera, Buprestidae. Gene Ontology annotation, molecular function: protein binding; DNA-binding transcription factor activity, RNA polymerase II-specific; RNA polymerase II cis-regulatory region sequence-specific DNA binding.
ACUCAGCUGAAGAAUAACAAUCAGACGUGGACCAGAUUAUACCCUUUGAGGAGGGUAGUGAACGAAAAAUUAAUAACGGGCUUGUGCUGAAUCGAAAAUGUCGCCUGUGUGUUCUUCCAGUUUACUGCGAAAGGUAGUGAAAUAUGGCGUCAUUGAGUAGUGCCAUUUUCCCUGAAUGAUGGAAGGGAUGGUGGAAGAAAAUGGUACAGUUGAUCCUCUGGCUCCAUCUCCGGAUCCACCUCUGUCUAUAGCUUCCUCGGUAGGGGUCACUAACUCUCAGCCUCAUCUGGUGGCAGCUACUAACAUUGUUCAACUUACAUUACCUACCCACACUCAGGCACAGGUCCAGUCAGUCAUACAACCCAACCAACAGUCAGUUAUUCAAACAGCAGCUAAUCUACAGCCUAUGCUGAGCAAAGGCAACGUUAUACUAGUUAGUAAACCUAAUUCUGUCAUACAAACAACACAAGGAAGUUUGCAGGCUCUCCAGGUGGUGGAAGCUCAAAGUGAUGAAAGCAUUUCGGAUGAUGAAUCGCUAAAGAAGCGAAGGGAUCUGUUGACGAGGCGUCCGUCAUAUAGGAAAAUUUUAAACGAACUUGGAGGGGGUGAGAUUGCUGAAGGCAAGAUUGAGCAGACUUCUUCCGAAGCGGAUAGUGAAUUGUCCUCACACUCAAUCCCAUACCACACAGUCAUUCCAGCAGGUGCUAUUCAAAUUUCUAGUGGUGAGGGAGGACAAGGAAUCCACACGUUAACAAUGACGAAUUCGACGACAGGAGGUGCAAUAGUUCAAUAUGGACAGGGAGGUCAAGAGUUCUUUGUACCAGUUGUUACUCAGGGUGGUAACUUAGGCGGGGGUGGUAAUGAAGAUCAGGCACGGAAACGUGAAAUGCGCCUGCUAAAAAAUCGAGAAGCCGCGAGGGAAUGUAGGCGGAAGAAGAAGGAAUAUAUUAAGUGCCUAGAAAAUCGCGUUGCGGUUCUUGAAAAUCAAAACAAAGCCCUUAUUGACGAAUUAAAAUCGUUAAAGGAACUUUAUUGUCAGCAAAAAGGGGACUGAGGAAAGGUGUGACUUAUUUUUUUCAAUACGGUGUUGGAUACUUUUGCUAUAAAUAUUUUUGGGAUGGCCUCUGUCGGUUAUGGACAUUGUGCAAUAUCCUUAUAGGUGAUCUGUUUGUCGUGAAAACAAACAGGAAUAUAAAAUUGUUUCUUUUUUUCUUUCUCUAUCUCUCUUUAUGCAUUUAAAGUGGUUGGUGAAUUGAAAUCUGUAUAUAAAUAUACAUAUAUUUGUUGACUUCUCCAAACUGCUACUACCAGGAUCUUAAAGUUAAAUAUGUAAUUCUACCUUUAAUUUGAUUCCAUUGAAGCAGAAGGAUCUGUAAACUCAGUCAAGGCUGUUCUUAAAAGUUUCAACAAUUUAGUAUGCUACAACAUUGAAACUGUUUUUAGCAGCUAGCUUUAUUACCACAGAUAUCCAUAAAGCAAAAUAUUUUAUUCUUUAAAAUUUAAAUUAUUCAUUGUAUUUAAUCAAUGAAAGAAAUAGAUGUAAAUUUUUGGUAAUUGUUAACUUCGAAGUUAAUAAAUAAUUUAUGUAACAAUAGGGACAUGAUGGAAAGGCUUGUGACACUUAAACACUAAGAGAGCCAAGUGUAAAUAUAAUGUAAAUUGGUUUAUUUUUCUUAAAGAUAGUAGAGCAAUUAGAUAUUUAUUAGAAUGAACCUGAAGGAGUGCCUUGUUAGUAAACUAAGCAGUUAUUACGAUUUUUUUGUGCCCCGACAUAUUGUUUCACUCGUAAAACAUUUAUUUUUAUUUUAUGGGAAAGUCAUGCAGUUUGCGCAAUGGUAGUUUCGUUUUUGGUAUGAUAUAAUCAUUUGAGGAAUUACGUUUAUUUAAAGGCCCUAAUUAACAAUUUUAUUCUUCAUGCAUUAUUAGAUUUCUAAUAUUUUUUAGUUAAAAUUGUUUUUGUUUAUAUUUAAGCAGAGAAAAGAAUAAUAAAUGUUAACGAGCGUUACAAGAUGAAUUCUAAGUCAA